AUGGUCUCAGAGUUGGAACAGUCUCAGACUCAGAGAAGUCGCUUCAUGGUCUCAGAGUUGGAACAGUCUCAGACUCAGAGAAGUCGCUUCAUGGUCUCAGAGUUGGAACAGUCUCAGACUCAGAGAAGUCGCUUCAUGGUCUCAGAGUUGGAACAGUCUCAGACUCAGAGAAGUCGCUUCAUGGUCUCAGAGUUAGAACAGUGUCAGACUCAGAGAAGUCGCUUCAUGGUGUCAGAGUUGGAACAGUCUCAGACUCAGAGAAGUCGCUUCAUGGUCUCAGAGUUGGAACAGUCUCAGACUCAGAGAAGUCGCUUCAUGGUCUCAGAGUUGGAACAGUCUCAGACUCAGAGAAGUCGCUUCAUGGUCUCAGAGUUGGAACAGUCUCAGACUCAGAGAAGUCGCUUCAUGGUCUCAGAGUUAGAACAGUGUCAGACUCAGAGAAGUCGCUUCAUGGUCUCAGAGUUGGAACAGUCUCAGACUCAGAGAGGUCGCUUCAUGGUCUCAGAGUUGGAACAGUCUCAGACUCAGAGAAGUCGCUUCAUGGUCUCAGAGUUAGAACAGUGUCAGACUCAGAGAAGUCGCUUCAUGGUCUCAGAGUUAGAACAGUCUCAGACUCAGAGAAGUCGCUUCAUGGUCUCAGAGUUAGAACAGUCUCAGACUCAGAGAAGUCGCUUCAUGGUCUCAGAGUUAGAACAGUGUCAGACUCAGAGAAGUCGCUUCAUGGUCUCAGAGUUGGAACAGUCUCAGACUCAGAGAAGUCGCUUCAUGAGUUAG
This is a messenger RNA of Knipowitschia caucasica, 774 nucleotides long. Lineage: Eukaryota; Metazoa; Chordata; Actinopteri; Gobiiformes; Gobiidae. The record is from the annotation of a GenBank genome assembly.